AUGGUCUCUGAACGCUUCCGCAUAGACAGCUCCGCCCCUGAGCUGCCCCUCACUGAGAAACGCUCCUCUGUCGCCAUGUCUGGUGAACAGACACCGCUGUUGCGCGAGCCUGCCAGCAUUCCAGCAUCACGUCCCCUCACACACCACAAACAGACAAGCCAACCCAACCCACUGACAACCCUUCGUUUCCCAGCAGCAGCAGCAGCAGCAGCAAGCACCUCCCAAAGCCGUCCAAUGCCCCAAACAAUAGCCCACCGGGGCUUCAAGUCGGCCGCCCCCGAGAACACCAUGCUCGCCUUUCGCGCGGCCGUCGAGGCGGGCGCCCACGCCAUCGAGACCGACCUGCACCUCUCCAAGGACGGCGUCGUGGUGCUGUGCCACGACGAGACGCUGGCGCGGUGCUAUGGCGACGAGGCCAAGGUGUGCGAGCGCGACUGGGACUACCUGAAGACGCUGCGCACACUGCGGAGGCCGGAGCAGCCCCUGCCGCGCUUUUCGGAUCUGCUGGAGUAUUUGGCUAAGCCUGGGCUGGAGGGGGUGUGGGUUAUGCUGGAUGUCAAGAUGCACGACGACGCUGAAGAGAUCAUGCGGAGGACAGCCGAGACCAUCGCCUCGGUACCCAGUAAGCGGCCGUGGAGCGAGAGGUUAACGGCAUGUUGCUGGAAUGCGACAUAUAUAAAACUCAGCCAGAAGCACCUCCCUGGCUACCCCAUCACACAUGUGGGCUGGUCGGCAGCAUAUGCACGCCAGCUGGUACAUGUCCCAAACAUCUCUUUCAGCAUGCUGCGGCACACGCUGGCCUCGCCAUGCAGUCGCCACUUCCUGCGCGACAUGAAGCGUCAGGGCGUGUCGGUCCAUGUCUGGACCGUCAAUGAGGAGGACUGGAUGGAGUGGAGCGUGCGCCGCGGGCUCUCAGGUGUCAUCACGGAUGAGCCCAAGCUGUUCCGAGAGGUGUGUGAGCGGAUGGGGCGGAAAGGGGAAGAGGUGGAUAGCGAGGGAGGGGGAGGGGGGCAGAUGGCAUUUAAGAGACGGUCGAGGGUACGGUCCUGGGGCAAGAAGACGAGGUUUUGGAUGGAGAUGGUGGCAUAUCAUGUGGGGCUGCUGGUCUGGGUGGUUAUAUCGUGGGUGAAGCAUGGUUCGCCAAAGGCCCAUGUGCGGAGGGUGUUGGAGGGAUAG
Molecule: messenger RNA, 1176 nt
Organism: Anthostomella pinea
Lineage: Eukaryota; Fungi; Ascomycota; Sordariomycetes; Xylariales; Xylariaceae
Source: the annotation of a GenBank genome assembly